Daucus carota subsp. sativus is the source of this 822-nucleotide messenger RNA. Its product is annotated as mitogen-activated protein kinase kinase kinase 20. The record is from RefSeq and is a predicted model, not a curated record. The coding region runs from base 1 to 822 and encodes 273 amino acids. Gene Ontology annotation, molecular function: protein kinase activity; ATP binding. NCBI's taxonomy places the organism in Eukaryota, Viridiplantae, Streptophyta, Magnoliopsida, Apiales, Apiaceae. The transcript has a single exon. Gene Ontology annotation, biological process: signal transduction; protein phosphorylation.
AUGAAUAAGGCUUCGAUCUUGGAGUGGGAAAAACUCAGGUUUCUGGGAGAAGGGUUAUGGGGAUCCGUUUACUUGGCAAAAAUAGUGUCACAUUCGUCGUCCUCUAUUCCAUCAUACGUGGCCUUGAAAUUAGCAGACGCCAAUAGUUCAUCGACUCUUCAACUUGAGAAGACUAUACUAGAUGAUCUUAAAGGCUGUCCCCAGAUUGUCCAGUGUUUUGGUUGCGCUUUUAGUGUUGAAAACGGUAAGCUGGUCUACAAUCUGUUACUUGAGUAUGCCAAUGGAGGCACUUUGGAGCAACUUAUGGAGGUUUCGGGUGAUCGGAUGCAAGAAUUUGAAGUGAGCAAGUUUACUUAUAUGUUGCUCAAAGGCCUCUGUCAUGUGCAUCACAAGGGUUAUGUUCAUGGUGAUAUAAAGCCGGAUAAUAUUCUUGUUUUUGUGACAAAACAAGAGGACGGGGAAGAUGAGUAUUCUCUCAAGAUAGCGGAUUUUGGAUUGGCUAAAAGCACGAGUUGUGAUAAUGCAGGUGAGGUAGGCAUUGUGGGAGUGGAUAUAUGGGCUCUUGGGUCCGUGGUGGCGGAGAUGCUUGUUGGCAAGUCCUUGUGGUGUAGUAAUGUUCAACUAGAUGUUAUGUUGCUGAUAAUGUGCAAGGAGAGUGUGGACAAGUGGCUGGAGAUAUUACCGGAGUUUCUGUCCAGAGAGGCAAAGGAUUUCUUGAGGAGGUGUAUGACGAUGAAUAAGAAUGAUAGAUGGACUGGCGAUAGACUUCUGCGACACCCCUUUAUAACUCAAUUUCAUGGUACCAGUCUGUGUGAAAUCUGA